GCAUGACUUGCAGGCUGCUCAGAACAGCUGCGCACUGGUCACCCUUCAGUCCAGCUGACACACACAGUGGCACGCACACGCCCCUGUCUUCUUUCUCCGGACUUUCUGGACAUUCUAGUCAACGUUUCGCCAUGGCACCCGAACCACAAGCUGACAUUGCCCUGAUUGGUCUGGCUGUGAUGGGCCAGAACCUGAUCUUGAACAUGAAUGACCAUGGCUUUGUGGUCUGCGCCUUCAACCGUACUGUCUCCAAAGUGGACGACUUCCUGGCAAAGGAGGCAAAGGGUACGAAGGUCGUCGGAGCCCGCUCCAUGGAGGAGAUGGUUGGGAUGCUGAAGAAGCCGAGGCGAGUCAUGAUGCUGGUCAAGGCUGGCUCAGCUGUGGACGCCUUCAUCGACAAACUGGUGCCCCUGCUGGAGAAGGGUGACAUCAUCAUCGAUGGUGGAAACUCAGAGUACACAGACUCAAGGAGAAGGUGUGCAGCUCUGAAGGAGAAGGGUCUUCACUUUGUGGGCAGUGGUGUGAGCGGGGGUGAGGAGGGGGCGAGGUAUGGCCCGUCCCUCAUGCCGGGGGGAUCUCCUGAAGCCUGGCCACACAUCAAACCAAUCUUCCAGAGUGUUGCAGCCAAGGUUGGCGACGAGCCUUGCUGUGAUUGGGUAGGAGAAGACGGUGCGGGCCACUUUGUUAAGAUGGUUCACAACGGGAUUGAGUACGGAGAUAUGCAGCUGAUCUGUGAGGCGUAUCAUCUCAUGAAGGAUGUGCUGAAGAUGGACAACGAUGAGAUGAGCGCGGUGUUCACUGAAUGGAAUAAGAGUGAGUUGGACUCCUUCCUGAUUGAGAUCUCAGCCAACAUCCUGAAGUUCCGUGAUGAUGAUGGGAAACACCUGCUGGACAAGAUCAGGGAUGCCGCUGGACAGAAAGGAACAGGGAAAUGGACGGCUAUCUCUGCACUGGACUAUGGCAUGCCGGUCACUCUGAUUGGUGAGGCUGUGUUUGCCCGUUGCCUGUCCUCCCUACAACAGGAGCGUGUGGACGCCAGCAAACAGCUACCAGCACCUGAGGGGCCCAAGUUCAAAAUAGACAAGCCUGCCUUUGUGGAACAGAUCAGAAAGGCCCUGUACGCCUCCAAGAUUGUUUCCUACGCGCAGGGCUUUAUGCUUCUCCGAGAGGCAGCGCGUCAGUUCAACUGGAACCUGAACUACGGAGGUAUCGCACUGAUGUGGAGGGGUGGAUGUAUCAUCAGGAGCCGUUUCCUUGGAAACAUCAAGGAAGCUUUCGUAAAGAACCCCAACCUGAACAACCUGCUGCUGGAUGACUUCUUUAAGGCAGAGAUUGCCAAGUGCCAGGAGUCCUGGAGGCAAGUGGUGUCCAUGGCGGUGACUGCAGGAGUGCCUGUCCCAGCGUUCAGCACAGCACUGGCUUUCUAUGAUGGCUACAGGGCUGCCCGUCUGCCUGCCAACCUUAUCCAGGCCCAGCGAGACUACUUUGGAGCCCACACCUAUGAACUGUUGGACUCCCCAGGCAAGUUUCAACACACCAACUGGACAGGCACUGGAGGAGAUGUGUCAGCGGGCACCUAUAAUGCUUAGCCAAGUCAUCAGGCACUUCAUAAGGACACUGCAAAGGACACCAGUAUAUUAGCAGUACACAUAAAU
This is a messenger RNA of Branchiostoma floridae (Florida lancelet), 1655 nucleotides long. RefSeq names its product 6-phosphogluconate dehydrogenase, decarboxylating-like. NCBI's taxonomy places the organism in Eukaryota, Metazoa, Chordata, Leptocardii, Amphioxiformes, Branchiostomatidae. Gene Ontology annotation, cellular component: cytosol. The record is from RefSeq and is a predicted model, not a curated record. Gene Ontology annotation, biological process: pentose-phosphate shunt; pentose-phosphate shunt, oxidative branch. The transcript is spliced from 15 exons. Bases 3 to 1589 code for a protein of 528 amino acids. Gene Ontology annotation, molecular function: phosphogluconate dehydrogenase (decarboxylating) activity; NADP binding.